AUGGAUGAUACAGACACUGCUACAACAAAGGAGUUGACACAGAAUGCAACAAGAGUUAUGCAGACAUCAACAAAGGUGUUGAGCAACAGAGCCGUUAGAGAAGACGGUGAUGCACCGGUGCUGCCGGGUGGUAGUCAAGACAUGCUAGGCUUGAUACUGUUUCCAAAGUCCAUCUAG
Messenger RNA from Arabidopsis thaliana (thale cress), 177 nucleotides. RefSeq lists its product as uncharacterized. Lineage: Eukaryota; Viridiplantae; Streptophyta; Magnoliopsida; Brassicales; Brassicaceae. The transcript is spliced from 2 exons. The record is from RefSeq and is marked reviewed. Bases 1 to 177 code for a protein of 58 amino acids.